Centropristis striata (black sea bass) is the source of this 5516-nucleotide messenger RNA. Its product is annotated as death-associated protein kinase 1-like. The record is from RefSeq and is a predicted model, not a curated record. Gene Ontology annotation, biological process: protein phosphorylation; positive regulation of apoptotic process; intracellular signal transduction. Gene Ontology annotation, cellular component: nucleus; cytoplasm. Gene Ontology annotation, molecular function: protein binding; protein serine/threonine kinase activity; ATP binding. NCBI's taxonomy places the organism in Eukaryota, Metazoa, Chordata, Actinopteri, Perciformes, Serranidae.
UAACGUUGAUUUCUCCCGUUCGGUUCAAGCAGCAUUUUUCGUCUUCCGUGAGCCAAACCGCUCACUGGCUCCGGCUAAAACGCAUGAAUUAUCGUCUACGUCUGGCAGCGGGACACACACCGAGACAACUCUCCAGCAUGAGGCGGACUGUGUGGCUGUGAGCUGCCCAGAAAGGAGGCUGCUGGUCGGGAUGGUGCCGCUGUGAGGAGCCGGAGGACAUGCCAGCGGUUGGGGGAAAAGGGAGGAAGUGCCUGGACAACAUGACUGUUUUCAACCAGGAAAAUGUGGAGGAAUUUUACGAAAUUGGAGACGAGCUGGGGAGCGGGCAGUUUGCUGUGGUCAGAAGAUGUCGGCACAGGAUUUCCGGCGUGGAGUACGCCGCCAAAUCCAUCAAGAAGCGGCGCAGCAAGUCGAGCCGGCGCGGCGUGACGAGGGAAGACAUCGAGCGCGAGGUGAGCAUCCUGAAGGAGAUCCAGCACCCCAACAUCAUCACGCUGCACGAGGUCUUUGAGAACAAGGCGGAGGUCAUCCUCAUCCUGGAGCUCGUGGCCGGCGGCGAGCUCUUUGACUUCCUGGCAGAGAAGGAGUCUCUGAGCGAAGAGGAGGCCACUCAGUUCCUGAAGCAGAUCCUGGAGGGAGUCUUCUACCUGCACUCCAAGCAGAUCGCUCACUUUGACCUCAAGCCGGAGAACAUCAUGCUGCUGAGCCGCUCCGUGCCUCACCCGCGCAUCAAGCUCAUCGACUUCGGCCUCGCACACAAGAUCGAUUUUGGCAAUGAUUUUAAAAACAUUUUUGGAACUCCAGAAUUUGUAGCUCCAGAAGUGGUCAACUAUGAACCUCUGGGCCUGGAGGCAGACAUGUGGAGUGUCGGCGUGAUAACGUACAUCCUACUGAGCGGAGCGUCUCCGUUCCUGGGCGACAACAAGCAGGAGACUCUGGCCAACGUGUCGGCCGUCGACUACACGUUUGACGAGGAGUUCUUCAGCAGCACCAGCAUCCUGGCCAAAGACUUCAUCGCACGGCUGCUCAUCAAAGACCCCAAAAAGAGAAUGACGAUCCAGGACAGCCUGCAGCACCCCUGGAUCAAGCCAAAAGACACUCAACAAGCUCUGAGCAGGAAGGAAUCGGCCGUCAACAUGGAGAAGUUCAAGAAGUUUGCAGCUCGAAGAAAAUGGAAACAAUCCGUCCGGCUGAUCUCCUUAUGCAACCGCCUCUCCCGCUCCUUCCUCUCCAGGAGCAACAUGAGCGUUGCUCGCAGCGACGACACGCUGGAUGAGGAAGACUCCUUUGUGAUGAAGGCCAUCAUCCACGCCAUCAACGACGACAACGUUCCUGGUCUGCAGCAUCUUCUGGGCUCCUUGAACAGCUACGACGUCAACCAGCCCAACAAGCAUGGGACCCCUCCCCUCCUGAUUGCAGCCGGCUGUGGAAACAUUCAGAUCAUCGAGGUUCUGAUGAGAAAAGGUGCAGAGAUCAAGACCCACGACAAGAGCGGAGCCAACGCUAUCUACUACGCAGCGAGACACGGACACGUAGAGACCCUCAAAUUCCUCCAUGAAAAGAAGUGUCCUCUGGAUGUCCAAGAUAAGUCUGGGGAGACGGCGCUUCAUGUGGCGGCUCGCUACGGUAACGUGGAUGUGGUGAGCUACCUGUGCAGCAUCCGGGCCAACCCGGACCUGUCAGACCGGGAGCAGGAGACCCCGCUGCAUUGCGCUGCCUGGCACGGAUACUCUCCAGUGGCCCGAGCACUCUGCCAGGCGGGAUGCCACGUGGACGCCAAGAACCGCGAGGGGGAGAGUCCGCUGCUGACGGCGUCUGCUCGGGGCUUCGUGGACAUCGUGGAGUGUCUUGUGGAGCACAGGGCCGAACUGGAGGCCACUGACAAGGACGGCCACACGGCGCUCCACCUGGCCGUGCGCAGGUGUCAGGUGGACGUGGUCCGCUGCCUCAUCAGACACCACUGCCACCUGGACCAGCAGGAUCGCCACGGCAACACGCCGCUGCACAUCGCCUGUAAGGACGGAAACCUGCCCGUCGUCAUAGCGAUCUGCAACGCCAAGGCCAACCUGGACCUGCCCAACAAGUACGGCAGAACGCCGCUCCACCUGGCUGCCAACAACGGGAGCCUGGAGGUCGUCCGCCAUCUCUGCCUGGCUGGAGCCAACAUAGACGCCGUCACCAACGAUGGAAAGACAGCAGAAGAUCUGGCUCACACAGAUCAUCAUGAACUCAUCGUUUCUUUGUUGGGAAAGCUUAAAAAGGACAACCAUAAGCUGAGCUACAUGCAGCAGCUGCGGCCCACGCAGACGGUCCAGCCGCGGAUCAAGCUGAAGCUGUUCGGCCACUCCGGCUCGGGGAAGAGCACGCUGCUGGAGUCUCUGAAGUGUGGCAUCCUGCGCAGCUUCUUCAGGAGGAAGAGGAGCCGCAUGACCAACAGCAGCAGACACCCCAACUCCCCCGUCAGCUCCAAACCUGCAGUGUCGGUGAGUAUCUCCAACCUCUACCCCGGCUGUGAGAACGUGAGCGUUCGGAGUCGCAGCAUGAUGUUUGAGCCGAGUCUGACCAAAGGAGUCCUGGAGGUCUUCUCCCCCGUCACCAACGCUCUGUCCACCGCCGACGACCAGGCCACCAAGGCCAUCGACAUCCAGCACGGCAACAUCAACGGUGUGGGGGAGUUCAGCGUGUGGGAGUUCUCAGGAAACCCCGUCUAUUACUGCACCUACGACUACUUUGCAGCCAACGACGCCACAGCGAUCCACCUGGUGCUGUUCAGCCUGGAGGAGCCCUACGAGACCCAGCUGAGCCACAUCACCUACUGGAUGAACCUGCUCAAGGCCCUCAACCUGCCGCAGGACAACAUCGCCUUCGGGGGGCGGGUCCAGCAGCCUCUCGUGGUCGUCCUCGUGGCGACGCACGCCGACCUCGCUGACGUCCCGCGAGCUUUCUCUGGAGAGUUCAGCUACAACAAGGAGAAAGCUCUUCUAAAGGAAGUCAGGAACAGGUUUGGAGUGGACCUGCAGAUCAGCGACAAACUGUUUGUGAUGGACGCCGGAGCCUCAAACUCUAAAGACGUGAAGCUGCUGAGGAGUCACCUGCAGGAGCUCCGAGCCAACAUCAUCUCUAGCUGCAGCCCCAUGACGCUGCUGUCGGAGCGUCUGCUGACCACGCUGCCGUCCUGGAGGAAGCUGAGCGGUCCCAACCAGCUGACGUCGUGGCAGCAGUUCGUCAGCGACGUCCAGGAGAACAUCAACCCUCUGGUCAGCCAGGAGCACCUCCGCACGCUGGCCCUGCAGCUGCACAGCAUGGGGGAGAUCAACAUCAUGCAGAGUGAGACGGUGCAGGACGUCGUGCUGCUGGAGCCUCGUUGGCUCUGCAGCAACGUCCUCGCCAAGCUGCUCUCCGUGGAGACGCCCAAGGCCAUCCACCACUACCGGGGGCGCUACCGGCUGGAGGAGGUGCAAGCGCUGGCUCCCGAGAGCGACGUGGACGAGCUGCUGCAGAUCCUGGACGCCAUGGACGUGUGCGCCCGCGACGCCACCAACCCGUCCAUGGUGGACGUCCCGGCGCUCAUCAAGACCAACGGCCUGCACCACUCCUGGACCGAGGAGGAGGAAGAGGACUCGCUGCUGUACGGCGGCGUGCGGCUCGUCCCCGCCGAGCACCUCACCCCGUUCCCCUGCGGCCUCUUCCACAAGCUGCAGGUGAACUUGUGUCGCUGGAGCCACCAGCAGAAGCCCGAGGAGGACGGCGGGGACGACUUCGACGGGGACAUCCACCUGUGGACCAACGGCGCCAAGGUGAGCCAGGGCAGCGUGGAGGCCAUGGUCCUGCUGGUCAACCACGGCCAGGGGCUGGAGAUCCAGGUGCGCGGGCACGAAUCGGAGCGGGCCAAGUGCUACACCCUGUUGGACACCAUCUGCAGCAUCACGGAGAACCUGCUGGCGUCCACGCUGCCCGGGCUGCUCACCGCCAAAUACUACCUGAGCCCCCAGCAGCUGCGGGAGCACCACGCGCCCAUCAUGGUCUACCAGCCCAAAGACUUCUUCCGCGCUCAAGUCCAGCGGGAGACGUCGCUCACCAACACGAUGGGCGGCUACCGGGAGAGCUUCAGCAGCAUCCUGUCCUUCGGCUGCGCGGAGGUCUACCAGCAGGGGACGCUGGGGACGGACGUCCACAUAUCGGACGUGCCGCUGUUGGCGCGCAGGAAGCUGUGCCGCAUGCUGGACCCGCCCGACGCUCUGGGGAAGGACUGGUGCCUGCUCGCCAUGAACCUCGGCCUCACGGACUUGGUGGCCAAACACAGCAACGGGACUCCAAACGGCACGCCUGGCCCCGACCCGGACCCCGACCCCAACUCGGACCUGGACCUGGACUCCCGGCAGGCGGCGCUGCUGCAGCCGAGCCCGACGGCGGCGCUGCUGCAGGAGUGGAGCGGGCGGGCGGGCAGCACGGUGGGCGUGCUGAUGGCCAAGCUGAGGGAGCUCGGCCGCAGAGACGCCGCCGACUUCCUGCUCAAAGCGUCGCCCGUUUUCAGGGUCAACAUGGAGGGGCUGGUGGCGGCGGCCAACGGCUACCCGCCCACCUGCAACGGCGGCACGUCGUACAACUCCAUCAGCUCCGUCAUCUCCCGCUGAAACCAACCGGGGCGCUAAAAACGUCGACGUGACUUUUCCCCCCGAAACAACAGGACCGGUGUGAAUGAACCAUUCAGCUGCUUGAUGGCUCCAUGAAGUCGGCGUGUGAACCAGAUGUUGUGUUUGUGCUCUCCACACCUGUACAGCUCACCUUUCCUCCUACUAUGAAUGUUGUGAAAGAGCUGAUUGUCCUGAGCUCCCAAAGAGGAAUCUCUCCUGUGCGUUUAUUCUGUUCUUUAAAUCUUGUCGUGCUGCUUUUUCAAUAUCCCUCCAACUACUUACUGCACACUUACCGCUCGCUAAAAAGACAGAAAACACACAUUUAUCGUUCAAAGCUGUCAUCAUCUCUGUGUGAUUUAAAACAAAAAGGCAGCCUCGCGUUACGACCGUUUUCAUAUCCGAGUGAAAACUUGAGGCCGUUUUUAACUCCCUCCAUCCACCACAGUUACACAUAAUAAUAAUACUAUUUAUCUCCCUCCUUGCUUCUGUUUUACUCAUGUGACAUUCAGGCCGCUCGAGCUUAGUGUUUAAUAAAUUAACAGCAUUUUUCAGAGUGCCUUUGUGGCCUUCUACCUCCCUAAAGAGCACAAAUAGUUAUUAUUAUUAUUAUUAUUAUUACAAAAAAAGAGAAACAGUAGUUCUUUCCAAACAUUUGAAGAACUGUGCCUUGUUGACACUAAUAAGAAAAUCUAUUUGUAAUCAAGUCUUAAAAAGGAAAAGGCCAUCUCACAGGUGAAUGACGAAAGGGAAACAAACGCUCAGCUCAUGUUAACAUUUCGUUUUACCGACACAGAAAACUGAAUCUAGAAAUCAGAUUUCUGCUGUAAAACAUCUCGUUAGUCAUUUGAUGUGACGCUCUGUGUGGAAACAGCAUCUUUCAUC